This is a messenger RNA of Cornus florida, 1435 nucleotides long. Its product is annotated as receptor-like protein 44. The record is from RefSeq and is a predicted model, not a curated record. NCBI's taxonomy places the organism in Eukaryota, Viridiplantae, Streptophyta, Magnoliopsida, Cornales, Cornaceae. The coding region runs from base 470 to 1282 and encodes 270 amino acids. The transcript has 2 exons. Gene Ontology annotation, molecular function: protein binding.
CUCUCUCUCUCCUCUCUCUCUCUCUCCUCUCUCUCCACCCCCCUUCUCCUCCUCCAAGUCCCCUCUCUCUGUCCUCCCAAAUGGCCAAAUAUCAAAAUAUAAAUAAUUCAACACCCAUGAACAGACUCAUCCCUCCCCCACUUUUCCCUUGCUAACUUGCGCUUUCCCCCUUUAAUGAAAUACUAUAUAGCACCGGAAUCACAAACCCAUUUUCUCUGAUUCCACUUCUUUCCCUUCCCAAGCACUCUUUUCAAAGUUGCAAAACAGUAACUAAAUUAAAGAGUUAUAAGCAUAUUCACUAAUCUCUCUCUCCCCAACUCUCCAAAGAAAAAAAAAAAAAUUCUGUCUCCACCCUGCUACCGUGCGCCGUCAUAGCGCAAGGGAAAAGAGGAACUCAUCAAAAUCCUUCUGUGUCUCUCUCUAAAACCAUCAUCCCGUCUCUAUCUCUAUAUCUAUUCGAAGUAGAUAGAUGGGUGGGUGGAGACUGCUGUUGCUGUGCUUGCUAACGUGCGCCGGCCUCCCACCAUCGAGCCCAGAUCCAGACGACGAGGCCUGCUUGACCCACCUGAGCGAGUCCUUACAAGACCCGAACAAGAAUCUCCGGAACUGGACCAGAGCCACCUUUGCGAACCCUUGCUCCGGCUUCACCUCCUACAUCCAAGGCGCCACCUGCAACAACGGCCGCAUCUACAAGCUUUCUCUCACUAAUCUCUCUCUAAAAGGCUCCAUAUCCCCUUACCUCUCCAACUGCACCAAUCUCCAGUCCCUCGACCUCUCCUCCAACGGUCUCACCGGACCCAUCCCGCCGGAGCUCCAGUACCUCGUCAACCUCGCCCUUCUCAACCUCUCCGCUAACCGCCUCUCCGGCGACAUUCCCCAACAGCUCGCCUUCUGCGCCUACCUCAACGUCAUCGAUCUCCACGACAAUUUGCUCACCGGUCAAAUCCCCCAGCAGCUGGGCCUCCUCGUCCGCCUCUCCGUCUUCGACGUCUCCAAUAAUAGACUCUCCGGUCCGAUUCCGGCUUUGUUGGGGAAUCGGAGUGGGAAUUUGCCGAGGUUCAAUGCGAGCUCCUACGAGGGGAAUAAGGAUCUCUACGGAUACCCUUUGCCGCCGUUGAAGAACAAAGGGUUAUCGAUAUUAGCCAUUGUUGGGAUCGGAUUGGGAAGUGGGUUCUUGAGCUUGGUCCUCAGUUUUACUGCUGUGUGUGUGUGGUUGAGAGUUACAGAGCAGAAGAUGGCUGUUGAAGAAGGCAAAAUUAGUCAGCUCAUGCCUGAUUACUAAUAAUGGUUACAAAUCGAAGUUGACAACCCUUUUGGUUUAUCUUAAUUUGUGUUUUCUUCACAAUUUUUAUUUUUCUUAACAAUUAACAAUGUAUAAAGCAUUAAGCCAUUCAAAUACUACGAGUUCUUAGUGAAAUAUCCUUCUUUUUUACUC